Molecule: messenger RNA, 213 nt
Organism: Alternaria conjuncta
Lineage: Eukaryota; Fungi; Ascomycota; Dothideomycetes; Pleosporales; Pleosporaceae
Exons: 2
Coding region: 1-213 (70 amino acids)
Source: RefSeq, a predicted model, not a curated record
AUGCCUGCCACCACCUCAUCCAUGCUUUCCACUCUCCUCCUCGCCAUUCCCCUGCUCUUCCCCUACGUUACCACUGCCGCCGCAAUCGUCAAGAAAGACAUAUCAUCCGCAGUCGUAGUAGCUUCCGAAGCAGCCCUCGUAGACGCAGCCGUCACUUUCACCUUAUUCUCCAGCGAUGCCCAAUGCCGGGCCAACCAGGGCACCCGGGGCUAG